Messenger RNA from Fonsecaea monophora, 465 nucleotides. RefSeq lists its product as hypothetical. Bases 1 to 465 code for a protein of 154 amino acids. Lineage: Eukaryota; Fungi; Ascomycota; Eurotiomycetes; Chaetothyriales; Herpotrichiellaceae. The record is from RefSeq and is a predicted model, not a curated record. The transcript has a single exon.
AUGAGCAGGGCCAAAGGACUACAAGCCAUAUGGAGAGGGAGAAAGCAUGAAGACCGCCACACCCAGGUUGCCCUCCUUUUAUGGGAGAGCCUAGAGGCAAGCCAUGCGUUCUUCACAAGCUCCGAAUACAGCAAGUUUCACAAAGUCAUUCAGCCCGCGAUGAACGGGAGGAAAAUUGAAUGGCAGAACCAUGCUUCAAUUAAAGCAGGCGGACUUAGCGACAAGGAGCAUUUGACCAAGACACUUCAGUCACCCGCAAUCGAGGUCGCCCUGACGAAAGUCGUCGAAGGUGGCGUGCAAGGCUACUAUUCCCAGUUUCAUAAGAUUGUCGUCCCCAUCCUGGAUAACGACCCUGGGUGCGAUGGACAUUUCAUCAGUCCUCUACUGGAAAACCCCCAGAACCAGCUUCUUUUGAUCAACUGGAAGUCCGUGGAUGUACGUAUGGCCUCCUCUUACUUCGACUAG